GGCGCGCCUGCGCAGUCCGUAGGGAGCAGUGCGGAAGGGCGAGGAUGGCGGCGGCGGAGCCUCGUCGCGGCUGGGGCUCGGGAGACUCUGAAGGACCCGGGCCCCGCGUGCGGGCCGGAGGCGGCGGCGGCCCCGAGAAGGAGGAGGAGGAGAAGCGGGAGCCCCGGUGCCCGCAGCACGAGCUCACCAAGCACUCGUACUGGUUCGACCUGUGGCUCUUCCUGCUCUUCGACCUGGCGCUAUUCGUGUUCGUCUACCUGCUGCCGUGACCGACGAGGGGACUGCGAGAGUCGGGCCGGGAUCGCCCGCGGAGGCCUCCGGGCGCUACAUUGUUGCGGAGCGAUGAUAACUUGUAUCCGCUGGCUGGAAGCGCUUAGUGGAGCCGAGCCAUUCUGUCAUUGGACGCGUCUUUACGGGGAGUGGUGUUUAAGAUAAAAUCUUUGCUAUUGGAAGAAAAAUGCAGAAACGU
Messenger RNA from Phascolarctos cinereus (koala), 469 nucleotides. It is a transcript of the gene ARLN, whose product is annotated as allregulin. Lineage: Eukaryota; Metazoa; Chordata; Mammalia; Diprotodontia; Phascolarctidae. The record is from RefSeq and is a predicted model, not a curated record.